Molecule: messenger RNA, 948 nt
Organism: Rodentolepis nana
Lineage: Eukaryota; Metazoa; Platyhelminthes; Cestoda; Cyclophyllidea; Hymenolepididae
Source: the annotation of a GenBank genome assembly
AUGGAGUAUGAUGUCGGUUCAGCUGCGUUUUUUGUUCCGCGGAUAGGGGAGCAUAUUUCUAAUGGUCUCAACAGCUUAAGGGAAAGUUUUAAUUUUGAAGAAUUUCGUACUGUCAUUAAUGCGCCCACCUGUUCGCCCAUAUUUCAAACAGUGAAUGAAAGCUCUCCUGAUGAUCUAAUCACUUUCCAUCAUCAAGAGGAAGUAGUUGCCACCGACGAAUCUCAAAAUGAAACUCACAUCCCCUUGUUUGAUUUAGGUGAAGCUGAUCAGAGUGAUCUUUUCUCCUUCGAUAUUGAUAACAUUAAUCCCUCCUUGCCAAUGCUCUCCCCGGGCACAGAUAACCUCACCUCAGCGUUUGAUUUUAAACCUGAAACCGAUUUUUCUGACAUUUUUAUUCCUGAUAAUUUAAUGCAUAUCGUUGACGAGGAACAGGCUGAAGAUCCAUUUGUCCAAGUACGGGAAAAUGAAUCCUUUACCAAUACUUCCUCCGAGAGACAAGUUUGGAAUACCCUCAAUACUGAUGGUGCCUCUGAAUGUAUCUCUGAUGAGGAAUUAGACGAUGAGGACUCCGGUGAACUCGUGGAACUAAAACGUCCCACUGCAAGAAAAUCUCGUCAGAAAACUAGGCACACCAAUUCUUCUGUCUGUCUGCAUAAUGAAGAUCUUACUCAUGGCAAACCCGGUCAGCGUCUUUUCUUCACACCAGAAGAGCGAAGACUCCUAAUCCAAAUGGGCCAGCGUAUUCCCACUCAUUUUCCCCUCACUCGAGGCGAGGAGCGCGCAAUUCGAACGAUGAGGCGAAAAAUUCGCAACAAACUCUCCGCGAAAGCCAGUCGUGCCCGACGACAGGAGUACGUCUCUAGUCUUGAGUCACAGGUCUCUAAGUCCCAUAAAGAAAAUCAACGAUUGAAGAGUCAAAUUCGGAAUCUUGAAUUGGCUAAUGCGUAA